AUUCAGUGUUCAACCCUUCUCAUCGACCACUCGAUUUCUUGCUUGGUUAUUUCAACAAUGGUCCACUACAAGGUAUCGUACUUCCCAAUUCGUGGAGCUGGAGAGAUUGCUCGUCAGAUCUUGGCCUACGCUGGACAAGACUUCGAGGACAACAGAAUCCCAAAGGAGGAAUGGCCAGCUGUCAAGCCAAGCACUCCAUUCGGACAGCUUCCACUCCUUGAAGUUGACGGAAAGGUUCUUGCCCAAUCUCAUGCUAUCGCCCGUUACUUGGCUCGUCAGUUCGGAAUCAAUGGAAAGUGUGCAUGGGAGGAGGCUCAAGUCAACUCGGUUGCUGAUCAAUUCAAGGAUUACCUCAACGAAGUUCGUCCAUACUUCAUGGUGAAGAUGGGAUUUGCUGAAGGAGAUCUCGAUGCUCUUGCCAAGGACGUCUUCCUUCCAGGAUUCAAGAAGCACUAUGGAUUCUUUGCUAACUUCCUCAAGUCGGCUGGAUCCGGAUACUUGGUUGGAGACUCUUUGACCUUUGUCGACUUGCUCGUCGCUCAGCACACUGCUGAUCUUCUGGCUGCCAACGCAGCUCUUCUCGAUGAAUUCCCACAAUUCAAGGCUCAUCAGGAAAAGGUUCACUCGAAUGCCAACAUCAAGAAGUGGUUGGAGACUCGUCCAGUUACUCCAUUCUAAAUGAUUUCCAAAUUCACAUGGUCUCUUUAUGUAUUUUUGUAUUGAUAUGGGAUAAAUGAUUGCAUUG
Molecule: messenger RNA, 745 nt
Organism: Caenorhabditis elegans
Lineage: Eukaryota; Metazoa; Nematoda; Chromadorea; Rhabditida; Rhabditidae
Gene: gst-7
Product: putative glutathione S-transferase 7
Cellular component (GO): cytoplasm
Molecular function (GO): glutathione transferase activity
Source: RefSeq, marked reviewed